AUAUAUGCAAUGGACUUCGACCUAAUUUAGAUAUUGUUAACAUACCUCAACUAUUAAAAUCAUUAAUUAUCAAAUAUUGGGGUAGUAACCCUUUACUUCGCCCAAAAGCUGCUGAGUUACAAGAUUAUUUUAAAAUGUGGCAUAAUGAUUCGGAUCCAGCUGAUUUAUAUAUUUCCAAAAAACUUAGUGAACAUGAUAUUAAUAGUAGUGAAUAG
Messenger RNA from Dentiscutata erythropus, 215 nucleotides. The record is from the annotation of a GenBank genome assembly. NCBI's taxonomy places the organism in Eukaryota, Fungi, Glomeromycota, Glomeromycetes, Diversisporales, Gigasporaceae.